Molecule: messenger RNA, 2424 nt
Organism: Sordaria macrospora k-hell
Lineage: Eukaryota; Fungi; Ascomycota; Sordariomycetes; Sordariales; Sordariaceae
Biological process (GO): DNA integration
Molecular function (GO): nucleic acid binding
Source: RefSeq, a predicted model, not a curated record
AUGACAAAAUCACUCCUCUCCGCUCUCGUUCUCGCUCUCCUCCUCCCGCAAGGCCUCCUCCCGUCUCCUUGCACGGUGAACGAGCCUGUCCAAAAACCCCGUAAGGUUGUCAGCGGCGCCACCGCCGUCAGUGUGCUGUUGCCAGAGGGUCUGGCGCCAUGCCUAUCUCGUGCAAGUCCACGAAAAGAAGUGCGAGGUCUGGAUCCUAGCGAUGAAGCGCUCCCAGUAAAUUCCAAUAGCAAGGGAGAGAUUCUCCCGCGUAGCCGCUUCGCCCGUGACGGGAGAAACUGCGAAGCAAGGCCUGGAGAUCUACCACACAACGGCAGCGGAAUUGAGGAAGAGAUUCGCCGAGGGGAAGCCGGGGCGGAGGAGGAUGCCCAGGCUAAAGAGGAACAAGACGGCGACCUAGAUCCUGAGGGUGUAAAGCUGACGGAGGACAUGGCCAGGAAAAUUCUGUCGGGCGAGGGCCUCAAGCACAAGCGCCGGCUGCACAAGAGACUCCACGGGUUCAUCAACGCCCUGGCGGGUAUCGGAACCAAGGAGACCCUCAGCGCAGCCAAGCUAUCGCUAACGGUCCGAUUAACCAGGACAGAUGAGGAUAUCACUGUCUGCGAGAAGGUGAUGCUGGCCGAACUAGUAGAGUUGGGUCGGAUUUCCGAGGAAGACGUUACCAAGUUCCAUGAGAAAGCCGACCGCUCACCCAAGACUGUCGAACAAAUCUGCAAGUCGUGUAUUCCAUGCGCGAGAACCAAGCCGUCACGUCGACUUCGUCAAGGUCUGCUUAAGCCCCUGUCCGUACCACACGCGCCAUGGCGGGACAUCUCGAUUGACUACGUCACCCCGCUGCCCAAAUGCCUACACCUGGGUCAGGAGUUCAAGCACGUCGCCGUCGUUGUCGAUAGACUGACUAAAAUGCGCCACUUCAUCCCCACUGUCACAAUGGAACCCGAGGAGUUGGCAGACCGCUUCAUCGAGCGCGUGUUCUCCCUCCACGGCCUGCCCGACACGGUUCUUUCCGACCGUGGCUCCCAGUUCAUAUCACGGCUUUGGUCGACUCUCUGCCAACGACUGGGUAUCGUUAGACGACUGACGUCUGCCUUCCACCCGCAGUCGAAUGCGCAGACGGAGCGUAUCAACGUAAGAAUGGAAAAAUUCCUGCGACUCUUCAUCAACUGGGCACAGAUUAAUUGGGCUCGCUGGCUGCCAAUUGCCGAAUUCGCCGGCAAUAACAUGAAGUCAGAAACUACCGGCCAGACACCUUUCUUCGCGAACUACGCUUUCCACCCUCGCAUGGGCAUCGAACCCGCUACGCCGUGCCAGCCAAACCUGUCCCCCCAACAGCAACAGGAAUAUUUCAAAGGCACCGAGCUGGCGACACGUUUCAAGGCCGUGUGGGACUCAGUUGUUAUGAUGUCUCGACAAACACAAGACCGCUACAAGAACAACGCGAACAUGAAGCGACAGGACGCGCCGAGAUACAAGGUGGGUUACCGGGUCAUGCUCGACACAACCAACCUCGUUGAUGGCCGACCUCACAAGAAGUACUCCGCGGGCUCUGAAGGGCCCUUCGACAUACUCUGGGCCGACACUCACAACGUCAAGCUGAAGCUGAGGACCCCAGUUCGUCUUCUUAUCAAGGUGCCCCGCGGUUUACCUUGCACCAGUCCAGCCCUCUAUAUCCUUCGUUGCGCUCCACGAUUAUUCGGAAGAACCGCACGAAUGAAUAGCACGAUCGCUGAAGCCAACCGAGCACAUCUCUCCUAUAUACUUCAACAGCCUCUCAUCAGCCACCACUGCCACGCGCAGCGCGCUAGAUACGACCUCUACGACCCAUCCUCACUCCAUUCUCAGCCACCUCGCAGACUCACCUCAAACCCUUCAACCCUUCAACCCUUACAACGCUCGCCGCCAUCGCACCCCUCACAACCAGACCCCCAGGCCAACCGCCAGCAUCAAAGAUGUCCAACUCCAACUCCAACCCCAACCGCAUCAUCCCCCACAGCCGAAUCCUUGCACAUCCCAAACGAGUACUACCCCAACCCUCGCACGCCGACGGGCCCGCUCCUCUACGUCUACGGCCACCUCAACGCCAUCGGCACCUUGCAACUGCGCAAGCCCGGCGACAAGGACAAGAAACAUUUCUUGCCGGAGGAAGUGCGCAAGGAGUGUGUGGAGUUAGCCGUCUACGACAAUAGCAGGAGGGUUCCUGGUGCCGGUGGUAGGCCGGUUGCUGUCGCUAUACCCAUGGCUCCCAUCGCUAGGGCUCCGGACGGCAUGUCUCUGUCUUGGUACCGGCCGAAUCAACGUGACCUGUUGCUGCAGGAAAGGGAGAGGCAGCUUCGAAGACAGACGGUGGAGCUUGCGAGAGAGAAGGAGGAGCUGGAAAAGCAGAUGCAAGCGGAGAGACUAAGAGAUCGCGAGUAG